GCCGGGCCCUGAGCGCCGCCGCGGUGGCCGCGCCAUGGCGGAGACCAAGAUCAUCUACCACAUGGACGAGGAGGAGACGCCGUACUUGGUCAAGCUGCCCGUGGCGCCCGAGCGCGUCACGCUGGCCGACUUCAAGAGCGUGCUGAGCAACCGGCCCGCUCACGCCUACAAAUUCUUCUUCAAGUCCAUGGACCAGGACUUCGGGGUGGUCAAGGAGGAGAUCUCGGACGACAACGCCAGGCUGCCCUGCUUUAAUGGCCGUGUGGUCUCUUGGCUGGUCCUGGCUGAGGGCGCCCACUCUGAUGCGGGGUCCCAGGGCACUGACUGCCACACGGAGCUGCCACCGCCACUGGAGCGGACAGGUGGCAUUGGGGACUCCCGGCCGCCCUCCUUCCACCCCAAUGCGGCCAGCAGCCGUGAUGGCAUGGACAGUGAGACAGAGUCUGUGGUCAGCCACCGGCGGGAGCGAGCCCGGCGCCGGAACCGCGAGGAUGUCUCACGGGCUAAUGGACACCCCAGGAGCGAGCGGCGGCGGGAGCUGGGGCUGCCCCCGGACAGCGCGUCCGCAGCGCUGAGCAGCGAGCUCGAGUCCAGCAGCUUCGUGGACUCGGAGGAGGACAACACGAGCCGGCUGAGCAGCUCCACCGAGCAGAGCACGGCGUCCAGGCUCAUCCGGAAACACAAGCGCAGGCGGCGGAAACAGCGCUUGCGCCAGACGGACCGAGCCUCCUCCUUCAGCAGCAUCACGGACUCCACCAUGUCGCUCAACAUCGUCACGGUGACGCUCAACAUGGAGCGGCACCACUUCCUGGGCAUCAGCAUCGUGGGCCAGAGCAACGACCGCGGGGACGGCGGCAUCUACAUCGGCUCCAUCAUGAAGGGGGGCGCGGUGGCCGCAGACGGCCGCAUCGAGCCGGGGGACAUGCUGCUGCAGGUGAAUGACGUGAACUUUGAGAACAUGAGUAAUGACGACGCAGUGCGGGUGCUGCGUGAAAUCGUGUCCCAGACGGGGCCCAUCAGCCUCACAGUGGCCAAGUGUUGGGACCCCACGCCUCGCAGCUAUUUCACCAUCCCCAGGGCGGACCCUGUGCGGCCCAUCGACCCCGCCGCCUGGCUGUCACACACGGCAGCGCUGACUGGAGCCCUGCCCCGCUAUGGUGCCAGCCCCUGCUCCAGCGCAGUCACCCGCAGCAGCUCCUCCUCACUGACCAGCUCGGUGCCCGGUGCUCCACAUCUUGCAGCCCUGAGUCUUGGCAGCGGCCCCAGCGGAGCUCCAGACCAGGAGGCCCCAGCUCCGCCACCACCCCCCGCGGCCCCCUGGUCCUUGGGCCAGGGUUACCCCUAUGCGUACCCUGGCCCCCCGCCCUGCUUCCCGCCCGCCUACCAGGACCCUGGCUUCAGCUGCGGCACUGCUGGCAGCCAGCAGAGUGACGGCAGCAGAAGUGGCGGGUCCACCCAGAGCAGCCGUCGGGCCCCUGGCCGAGAGGAGCGCCGGGCGUCCGGAGCUGGGGGCAGCGGGAGUGAGUCGGACCCUGUGGCCCCCAGUGCCGUGAGCAGCAGCAGCUGGCGAGAGCGCCCGGUGAGCCAGCUCAGCCGCACCAGCAGCCCAGGCAUCCAGGCCCCCAGCACCGCCCCAGGGCUGCCCUCGCCACACCCUCUGACCAUGGCCCACCCCAUGGCUGGGGGGCCGCCUGGGGCGCCACCUGUGCGUGAGCUGGCUGCUGUGCCUCCAGAGCUGACAGGCAGCCGCCAGUCUUUCCAGAAGGCCAUGGGGAACCCCUGUGAGUUCUUCGUGGACAUCAUGUGAUGGGAACCGUCCUUGCCUGCACAUGGCCGGCCUGUGGGGUUCCAGCUUGGGGGGCCCAUGGGAUCAGGCACAGGGUGAGGUGCUGGGUGCUCUGCUCAGGGGGUCCCAUCUUCCCUGCUCAGCGUGAGCCUCUGGGACCCUGAGCCACCCUCCCUCCCCACCCCAGCCUCCCUGUGGCCCCUGCUGUCCUGCAGAACCCCUCCCCAGACUGAGUGGGUGACCUUGGCAGCCAGAUGAAAUCCCAGUGCCCAGUGGCCGCCCAGAGGGGCCCUAAUUUAUUUAUUUAUUGCCAGCCCGUGUACUCUGGGGAUGGCCCGGCCAGCUGCCUGCUCCUGCUCUCCCCUCGGAGGCGGUGUGGGGCUGUGGGGCCUGGGGCUGCUGCAGGAAUGUGGUCUGUGCCCUACCCCGCCUCAGUUUGCACCUGGGUAGCCGGCAGUUCCCACGGAGCUGUUGCUGGGUAAAUGCUAUUUUAAACACUAAAGGCCUUUAAUUUUA
This is a messenger RNA of Ochotona curzoniae (black-lipped pika), 2302 nucleotides long. It is a transcript of the gene DVL1, whose product is annotated as dishevelled segment polarity protein 1. Lineage: Eukaryota; Metazoa; Chordata; Mammalia; Lagomorpha; Ochotonidae. The transcript is spliced from 13 exons. Gene Ontology annotation, biological process: canonical Wnt signaling pathway. Gene Ontology annotation, molecular function: frizzled binding. Gene Ontology annotation, cellular component: cytosol. The record is from RefSeq and is a predicted model, not a curated record. Bases 35 to 1807 code for a protein of 590 amino acids.